This is a messenger RNA of Porites evermanni, 897 nucleotides long. The record is from the annotation of a GenBank genome assembly. NCBI's taxonomy places the organism in Eukaryota, Metazoa, Cnidaria, Anthozoa, Scleractinia, Poritidae.
AUGGACAGCAGCAGCAGUGAAGAGGAAGACUUUGAAGGUUUUGUUGUUACUCCUGAAGAAAAGUUAAGUUAUAAAGCAUGGACAAGGAAGAGAAGAGCUUCAGAGGCCUUUAAUGAUAGUAGUGAUGAUGACCUAAGUGAAGAUGACGACAAUGAAGGUGAUGAUGAUGACGAGGAGGAUAACCAACAAGAAGAUGAUGAUGAUGAUGAUGAUGAUGAUGAUGAUGAUGAUGAUGAUGAUGACCAAGGUAUAUUGAUGUUACAGUUUUUUUUCUAUUUCUAAAUCACCCAUUUUCCAUGAUACAAAAUCCCCUGAUAUAUUAAGAAGGAAUCCAUCAGGAAAUUACAUAAUUUUAUUUUCAGCACAAACAACAUUUUAAGCCAUAUAUGGCAUUUUUUUACACUUUAUAAGGGCUAAUUAAAUGUAAUAAGUUAUAUGAAAUAACUUCAAAGAUAAGGUUCUUAUGGAGUGAAAUUUUGUACAUGAUGAGUUUACCUGUGCUUUCUAAAUUCCUGUGAAAUUGAAAUUUAUUUUUUGGGGCUCCCAUAAAGAAAUUGUCUUCGGUGUCAUUACAGGUAACUAAUAACAUCUAUGGUGCUUGAAGAGUGUAAAAAAGAGUGCGAUAUGGCUUAAAAUAUUCUGGUACAAGGUUUUUGUCUACUAAAGAUUUCCUGAUAGAUUCUGUCUUAAUUUUCUCUUUGGCCUGCAGAUGAAGAAAAUGACGGACUUGAUAAUCCCCUGGAUGAAGUAAUUAUUGAAGAGUCAGGUGAUGAGAUGUCCUCUGGCAACACUGAUCAGUGUCCAGUGUGUCUUAUGUCUCUCAAGGAUCAGCUUCUUGGGACACCUAACAACUGCACCCAUGUGUUUUGUUUUGACUGUAUCCAGGAAUGGGCAAAG